Symbiodinium pilosum is the source of this 4797-nucleotide messenger RNA. The record is from the annotation of a GenBank genome assembly. Lineage: Eukaryota; Dinophyceae; Suessiales; Symbiodiniaceae.
AUGUUUGUCUACUUGAGCAAGAAAAUUGCCAUACCGCAUCAGCUAGCGUUGCAGGUGGUAUCUUGGAACUCAGCGCAGGGAUGGAUUGCUUGCGGAGGCGAGAGCGGGCUGCUUAAGGUGCUCAAGCUCGAAUCCGCCUCUGAUGGGGCUGCCAAAGCAGCGGCUGGCCAGAGCAAUCUGUCCAUGAACCAGACGCUGGAGGGCCACCAAGGUACCAUUAUGGUCAUAACCUGGAAUGAAAACUUCCGGAAGCUGACCACCAGUGACCAGAAUGGCCUGAUCAUUGUGUGGAUGCUUCACAGAGGGAUUUGGUUCGAGGAAAUGAUCAACAAUCGAAACAGAAGUGUCGUUCGCGACAUGAAGUGGAGUGCUGACUGUCAGAAGAUUUGUAUCAUCUAUGAAGAUGGUGCAGUUAUAGUUGGCACUGUGGAUGGUCAAAGGCUGUGGGGUAAAGAGGUCAAGACACAGCUCGCCUUCGUAGAGUGGUCACCGGAUGGCAAGAACAUCCUUUUUUGCACUUUGAACGGCGAGGUGCAUGUCUAUGACAAUGAAGGGAUCUACUCCCACAAGGUGCCGAUCUACUGCCUUGAUAGUGGCACCGAGGGCACUGUAGCUAUUGCUGGCAUUGACUGGUUUGCCGGGCCAAACGGUCCUGAGAACCAGACGCCAACGCUGUGCUUGGGCUUCGAGAACGGCCGCGUCCAGAUCAUGCGAAGCGAUGCCGAUGACAAGCCCGUGCUUUUGGACACGCAGCUGAGAUGUACUGGUCUGAAGUGGGAUCCGAACGGCUCAGUGAUCGCCAUCGCUGGCGUGCAGAGUCAGGGUGCAGCCGCUGCAGACCGCGAGGUUGGCAUUGUGCAGUUCUAUGCUCCAAGUGGGCAGCACCUGAGAUCUCUGAGAGUGCCCGGCCAAAAUCUUCGCUCGAUCUCCUGGGAAGGUUCUGGCCUUCGAUUAGCGUUGGCGGUUGAUUCACACAUCUUCUUUGCCAACAUCAGGCCAGACUAUCUUUGGGGAUACUUCUCGCGAACCCUGGUGUAUGCUGUAUUGCGCAAAGAGCGCAACGAGCAUGUCGUCGUGUUCUGGGACACCCACAGCGACGAAAAAUACACCAAGUACAUUAAGCACGUCACGCAUAUCAGGUCCUCUGAGGAGUACUGCGUCCUUGUUACGAAGGCAGACGAUGCCAGUGGUCAACACAUUGUCAUAGUCUGCAAUGACAUCGGCAGUCCGGUGGACUCCAAGUAUAUGCAGCUGGAUCCAGUCCAUGUGGCGAUGACAAACUCGCACGUCAUUGUGACCUCGGAGGACGUUGUUUAUAUCUGGAGCUAUCGCACCAGUGUCUCCCGGCAAGCCCAGGGCGAUCUGGCUUCGGCUGCUGGCAUGGGCAUCAAGCAGAAGAGGGCUGAGAUGAUGUUUCACAUCGACGAGUCCUUUGCGCCCGGCAGUGGGACGCAUGACAAGGAAAGCUUUGUGCCGCCUUCCAUGACUACUCAGGAUCCCAUUGCCUGCAUCUGUGCCACGGAGCAAUGCUUGCUGAUUGCAAGGGAAAGCGGCGUGGUGCAUCGCUAUGCACUGCCUCAUCUGUCGCUGGAAGCGCGCUUCACCAUCCGGUGCCGACCGCAGGUGAUUGCCGCCAACUGCGACAGCACCAGGAUGUCCGUUAUCGACAUCAACGGGGUUCUGCUGCUAUUUGACAUCGAGAUCGUGAAUCACGGCUUCUUUGGGCAACGCAACGAAGAGACCAACUCUCAGGAAAACGGGCCUGGCAAGCAGUUGGACUUCGAGCGCAAAGAUGUCUGGAACAUGCGAUGGGCGACCGACAACCCCGACCUCUUCGCCAUCAUGGAGAAGACGCGGAUGUACAUAGUCCGGGGCCUUCAGCCCGAGGAGCCCGUUCUCUCCAAUGCGUACAUAUGUGCGUUCAAGGACCUCCAAAUCCAAAGCGUGCUCAUAGACGAGGUCAUUCAAAAUCCAGAAAACCCUCGGAAGGAGGUGCUUCUCGACUUCGAAACAAAGAGUCUGAGGGAUACGCGCGACAUCCUCACGAAGGUGUCUAACCUGAAGGACGCCUUCAACUAUGUUGAUGCGAAUCCGCACCCCAGACUCUGGAGGCUGCUGGCAGAGGCGGCCUUAGAACAGCUCGAGUUCAGCGUGGCUGAGAAGGCUUUUGUGCGCUUCGAGGAUUACCAGGGCAUCCAGCUCGUCAAGCGCCUACGCCUUCUGGAUGACCGGGUCAAGCAGAAGGCUGAGGUUGCGGCAUAUUUCCAGCGGUUCGACGAAGCCGAGAGCCUGUACAGGGAGAUCGACCGCAAGGACCUUGCUAUCGACCUUCGUGUUCGGUUGGGUGAUUGGUUCCGAGUCAUUCAGCUGGCGCAUGGUGCUAACGAGGAGCUGCUGCACCAAGCGUGGAGUGCGAUUGGUGACUAUUAUGCAGACCGCUGCAAGUGGCCAAAUGCUGCCAACUACUACGCCAAGGCGGGAAAUAAUGCUGCCCUGGUCGACACGUACUACUUCCUGGAGGACUACGACUCCCUGGAGAGACUGAUUCCUCAGCUGCCAGAAGGCAGUCCGCUCCUCACAGAGGUGGGCAACAAGUUCGCCUCUGUGGGUCUCUGCGAGCAGGCUGUGCAGGCUUACCUGCGCCACGGUGACGUCAAGACGGCGGUCGAUACGUGUGUCCUGCUUAACCAGUGGGAGCUGGCGGUAAACCUGGCACAGCAGCACAACUUCCAGCAGAUUGAAGGUCUGCUGGCCAAGUAUGCCCAACAUCUUCUGGAUAAAAACAAGAAGAUUGAGGCGGUGCAGCUGUACAGGAAAGCAAGCCGUCAUACAGAGGCUGCCAAACUCCUAAAUCAGAUGGCCAGGGAAAUGCCAGGUGGUGCUCAGCGGCAUCCUGAUAGAAUAAAGAAGUUGUACUUGCUGGCAGCCAUGGAGGUGGAGAAGUUCAAGAACAAAACCUUGGACGCACAGAUGACAGGUGCCACCCAGGGCACGAUGACGACUGCACAGACCUUGCAGUCGCUGGUCACGCAGGACCAGAGCGUCUCCAGUGACCGCGCUUUGGAGAGUCCUUGGCGUGGCUGCGAGGCGUUCCACCUCUACCUUCUUUCGCAGCGGCAAUUGUACGAGGGGCAGUUUGAGCAGGCCAUGAAGACAUCGCUGCGGCUUGCUGAAUAUGAGGACAUCCUCGAUACGCAAACCAUUUAUUCUCUGAUAGCCCUCACCACCUACUACAACAAGUUCUACAUGCAGUGCUCCAAGGCAUUCAUCAAGCUUGAGGCUUCUGGGGACGUUAGCGACGAGAUGCGCACCAAGUUUUCGGACUUGGCUUUGAGCAUCUUCAUCAGGAGCACCCCCAAGGACCCGGUGACACCGGACAUAUUGCGCUUGCAGGAUCCUGUGAAUCAGGUGAUGCAUCCUUGCCCGAAGUGCCACACGCGGAUCAACGACUGGAUCUGCAACGGAUUAUCGAAGCUUCUCUGGAUGUGGUGCCUGGAGCACAGCACGAUACUUCCUCUCCAUGCCACGCUGGAGAGCGCUGGAAUAGAGAGUGGAGAUGAGUUGACGCUGGUGAUCACCAGCCCGACCGUCGAGUACCAUGUCAUGCAGGGUGAUGCCUUCAGCUUUUUGCCGAAGACGUCAAGCGCAUCGUACCUGCUCAUGCUUGGUGUGCUUUUCAAGGCGAAAGGAACAGAUCCAGGCUCUUCCAAGAUGAUUGUCCAGAUCCAAAGAAAGGUCGGUUCCAAAGUGAAGACGACCGGCAGAAGUUGGGUCGGACCUGCAGGAGGGCUGUGGGUCGAGCUGGACCCCUGCUUCCAGAAGCCUGGCUGGGUGCUCGUAGAGGGUCCCGGAUUUGGCAAGGCAGGCCCACUCCUUGAGGAGGCGCUGCCGGAUGAAGGGGAAGCCAUGGUCAUGCACUUCAAGAAUCCCUUUGAUGACGAUGAAGUCCAUGAGCUAUGCCUGAAGCCGGCGUAUAACAUCCACACUGUUAAGAAGUGGAUGUGCACGCGCCUACCCUUCCUGCGGCUGGACAAGAUCGUUAUUGUGAAGCGGAGAUCGCGAGGACGGGCUGCGAGGUUCACACCCAGCAACUUCGUCCUGGAUGAUCACGUCAGGCUUUUCGAGACUGAGUUUGAAGAUGGAGGUGAACUUCCUUACAUCUACCUGGGCGACGCCGACGAAGGGGAGAUGCGUUUGUGGCAGCGCGAUGGAUUCAAAAAGGGGACAGAGGAGCCAACUCUGGCCCGUAUCCACCUGGCUCAGGCAAGGCGAACAGCCCUCUGGGCGAAACCAUCAAGUGCCGCGUCUGUCGGUCCGAAAGCUGCGGAACUGUCCUUUGUGCCACUCACGCUUGGAUGUUCCGGCGGUAUUUGGCUAUCUGUGGUUGACAAUAACAUGAUGAAGAUUAUGGGAGAAGGGGCUAGCCGAGUCCAGCUUUGCCAGCAGCCCGGCAUGGAGCAUGGGAUGCCUGCCAUGGCGUCCCUUCUUGCUGGCUUGCUGUUAGCGGGGCCAACAGCAGUGGCAGCUGCGAAGGGAAAGGCUAAGCCGCAAGGUGAUGGAGAUGACUCGGCUUUGCUCUUCUUCCUUUUGGCCAUGCUAACCUGCCUGCUGGUGCCCUGGACGGCCUUUGUGGCCUGGUACUUGCUGUUUCCGGGCCAUGCAGAGGUUGCAAAGGCCUUCCCUGAGACAACUGAGCACGGCUCACGCGUGCGCUACUGCCGAACACAGGCCAUGGAGGUGCGACGUGAGACCGCCAUGCGAGACCUGAGCCUCACGCUGCAUCUGGGGAUGUCUUAG